GUGCAAUUGCAGAGCACAGAGGAAGGUUUCGGCCCCUUACAGGGCCCAGCGACGGCUCUCGUCGUCUUUCUGCAUGGGCGAGGCGACACCGGUCACAACUUGUUGCCAGUGGUCUCCGCCCUGGCCUCGGCGAUUCCAUCCGCCCGCUUUUGGCUCCCGACUGCACCCCGAAACGAGCAGGGGCGCACUUCUUGGUACGAGACGGACAGCGCAGGACAGUUUGACGAGCGCAUCUACGAAUUGCGCCGUCAGCUCAUGACGCGAGUUCAGAUGGACUGCCAGAAGCUUGGACUGCAACUGUCGCAG
Molecule: messenger RNA, 306 nt
Organism: Symbiodinium necroappetens
Lineage: Eukaryota; Dinophyceae; Suessiales; Symbiodiniaceae
Source: the annotation of a GenBank genome assembly